ACAACAACAUCUUCUUUGUCCUCUCCCCAAUUUCAGGAACAGUGACGCGACUAUUACUGCCAUCAUCGACGGCCCCUGCAGGAACUAUUUCGUCGCUCUCGCACAAGUAAAAAUCAUCGCCAAGAAGUCGUUCGUCUCGGUGUCGCAUCGCGAUGGCGGACAAUCAAUCGCGCGGCGAAGCCGCUUCCUACUUCAACUCGCAGCCUCCGCCGAACCCGUAUGGCCAGCCCUAUCAAUAUGGCCAGUACGGCCAGCCCGGUCCUCAAGGCUCAGCCCCGAACUAUGGUUAUGGCCAGAUCGAAGAGAAGCCCAUGUUCGACCAGGCCUUUCGGGUCGAGCGUCCGAAAUACAACGACCUCUGGGCCGGCAUUGCAUUCCUCAUCGUCUGCGCCGGCUUCGUUGCCGUCUCUGGCAUCUCGAUCAAUGGCUAUGCCUCGAACAGAAGCUUCCAAGGAGGUUCCAUCUACGAUUCUAGGUCGGCUGUCGGGCUCAAUACCAACACGCUCAUCCUCUUUGCCUUCUGCCUCUGCGUCGCCAUCGUCUUUAGCUAUGCAUACGUGUUGCUUGCGCGCCAGUUUCCAAAGCAGUUUAUCUGGAUAACCGGCAUCCUCAACAUCGUCUUUGGGCUCGUGACGGCAAUCUAUAUGCUUUCGCGUCAAUACUACUCGGGCGGCAUCGUCUUUUUGAUUUUUGUCGCCUUCCUCAUCUUCGCCUUCAUAACUUGGAUCCCCCGCAUCCCCUUCAGCGCCCUCAUGCUCAGGACGGCCGUCGACGUUUCCAAGAGUUACGGCCAUGUCUACCUGGUUAGCGCCUUGGGAGGUCUCUGCGCCACCGCGCUCGCCGCUUGGUACUCGGUCACCUUGGUUGCUGUAUACGCCAAGUAUUCUCCCGGGGUAAACCCGGCGUGCGCCCAGGGUGCCGGUGGGUGCAGCAAUGGCAAGGUCAUCGGCCUCAUCGUAUUCAUCACCUUUGCGAUGUAUUGGAUUUCGGAAUGGCUGAAGAACACCAUCCACACCACGAUUUCGGGGGUUUACGGAUCUUGGUACUUCCAUCCGCACAAUCUGCCUAAGGGCGCCACCCGAGGGAGCCUCCGGAGAGCUCUCACGUACAGCUUCGGUUCCAUCUCGCUGGGUUCGUUUUUCGUCGCCGUCAUCAACUUUCUCCGGCAGCUGUGCUCCGUUGCUCGGCAAAGCGAGGCGGCGCAGGGCAACAUCAUCGGCACCGUCAUGUUUUGGAUCCUCGGAUGCCUCAUCUCGCUCCUGGAUUGGGCCGUCCAGUUCCUCAAUCGUUACGCUUUCUCUUACAUCGCCCUGUACGGAAAAUCGUACUUCGCCGCCGCCAAGGAAACCUGGACGAUGAUCAAGGAUCGCGGUAUCGAUGCCCUAAUCAACGAGUGUCUCAUCGGCCCAGUCCUGUCUAUGGGUGCCACAUUUGUCGGCUACGCAACAAGUCUUCUGGCGUUCUUAUACCUGGUGUUUACCCGCCCUGCUUACAACGCCGACGGCUCUUACACACCUGUUGUCGUGGCUUUCGCAUUCCUCAUCGGCCUGCAGAUCUGCAACAUCUUCACGGUGCCGAUAAGCAGCGGCAUCGACACGAUCUUCGUAGCAACAGCGUGGGACCCGCAAGCCUUGAUCCGUAACCAUCCCGAACUCUACCAGUCUAUGGUCCAGGUCUAUCCACAGGUCCAGGUCGCUGUACACGAUUAAGUCCGAUCCUGGGCAACAUUCCACCCCAAGAGAAGCCGCCGAUCCGUC
This is a messenger RNA of Durotheca rogersii, 1757 nucleotides long. Its product is annotated as DUF580-domain-containing protein. Gene Ontology annotation, cellular component: plasma membrane. NCBI's taxonomy places the organism in Eukaryota, Fungi, Ascomycota, Sordariomycetes, Xylariales, Xylariaceae. The record is from RefSeq and is a predicted model, not a curated record. The coding region runs from base 153 to 1709 and encodes 518 amino acids. The transcript has 7 exons. Gene Ontology annotation, biological process: transmembrane transport. Gene Ontology annotation, molecular function: transmembrane transporter activity.